This is a messenger RNA of Protopolystoma xenopodis, 324 nucleotides long. Lineage: Eukaryota; Metazoa; Platyhelminthes; Monogenea; Polystomatidea; Polystomatidae. The record is from the annotation of a GenBank genome assembly.
AUGGCCUGCGAGAACGGCCGAGGUGCGGUUUUGCUGUCUGUGGCGCGUGGCAAGAUUUCCGAGGGCAUUGACUUCGACCAUCACUUGGGCCGAUGCAUAAUAAUGUUUGGUGUUCCUUAUGUCUAUACCCAGAGUCGUAUCUUUAAGGCAAGACUGGACUAUCUACGUGAACAAUAUCACAUUCGGCCUAAUGAAUUCAUAACUUUCGAUGCAAUGCGGCAUGCAGCCCAAUGCUUAGGCAGAGCUAUUCGUGGAAAGUCUGACUAUGGCGUUCUUGUUAUGGCCGAUAAGGUGAUUUUGCUACCGUUUAAUCAGCAAUGUUAG